AGUCUAGGUGCAGCUGCCGGAUCCUUCAGCGUCUGCAUCUCGGCGUCGCCCCGCGUACCGUCGCCCGGCUCUCCGCCGCUCUCCCGGGGUUUCGGGGCACUUGGGUCCCACAGUCUGGUCCUGCUUCACCUUCCCCUGACCUGAGUAGUCGCCAUGGCACAGGUUCUCAGAGGCACUGUGACUGACUUCCCUGGAUUUGAUGAGCGGGCUGAUGCAGAAACUCUUCGGAAGGCUAUGAAAGGCUUGGGCACAGAUGAGGAGAGCAUCCUGACUCUGUUGACAUCCCGAAGUAAUGCUCAGCGCCAGGAAAUCUCUGCAGCUUUUAAGACUCUGUUUGGCAGGGAUCUUCUGGAUGACCUGAAAUCAGAACUAACUGGAAAAUUUGAAAAAUUAAUUGUGGCUCUGAUGAAACCCUCUCGGCUUUAUGAUGCUUAUGAACUGAAACAUGCCUUGAAGGGAGCUGGAACAAAUGAAAAAGUACUGACAGAAAUUAUUGCUUCAAGGACACCUGAAGAACUGAGAGCCAUCAAACAAGUUUAUGAAGAAGGCAGUAAGUUCCCAACCGCUAAGGCAGAAGUGAUACAUGUAUCUCAACUUUGAACUUUAUUUGAUGUACUAUUCAAAGAUCUCUUUCUGGGGAUGUUGACGUUGAUGAGAGCCUUUGUGCUACUGGAUUACAAAUGGUGUGCUCAAAGGGGGUAAUAACUGUGUGGUCUGUCCUACUCAGCCGUGUAAUUGAGCACUGGCUAUGUGUCUGGCAGUGUGUUAACAGGCUGUCAUGAGUGACAAAAGGUGUGCAUAACACAGCUCCUGUCCUCAAGCAGUUUGUGUGCAGUCUCCUCAGUGGGUGACAUGACAGAAUGACUGCAAUAUUUAAAGGAUAAUGAAAUUCAAACUAAAGUAAAAUACCAAUGAUGUUAAAUGCAAUAAUGCAUUCAGAAGAGAGAGGUCAUCAUAGCUUUGGAUGUUAGGGAGGCUUCAUGGUACAAAUCACACAUGCAGCAGAGUUUCAAGACUAGGUGGGUUUACAAAGUGUCCAUUGACAGAUGAAUAGAUAAAGAAUACGUACACACACACACACAAACACAGACACACACACACAGGAGUACUGUUCAGUCUUAAAGAGGGGAAAUCCUGUCAUUUCAACAUCAUGGAUAAACGUGGAGGACAUAAUGCAAAGUGAAAUAAGCUAGGCACAAGGCAUAAGCUAUGCAUGAUCUCACUUCUUAUGUUGAAUCUAAAAAAAUUGAACUCAUAGAAACAGAUAGUAAAACAGUGUUUGCUAGGGUGUAGGGGUGGGGUGAAUGGGAGAAGGGACUGGUGAAAUAUUGGUCAAAGCAUACACGAUUUUAGUUAGGCAGGAUGAAUAAGUUCUGGGGAUCUCAUGAACAGCGUGGUGACUAUAGUGAAAGUAUAACUAUUAUAUGCUUGAAAUUUGUGAAUACAGUAUAUUUUAAAUGUCCUCACCACACACAAAAAUAUAGACUAUAUGAAGUGAUGGAUAUGCUGAUUAACUUGAUUGUGGUAAUCAUUUCACAACGUACACAUAUAUGAAAACAUCAUGGUGUAUACCUUAAAUAUAUACAAUUUUUAUUUGUCCAUCAUAACUCAAUAAAGCUGGGAAAAAAAGACUAGGUGCAUUUUGAGUAGGUAGAAAAGAUAUUUUUGGGUGAGGUACUGCCUGUCUUUAAUGGCAUGGAGACUGGACUGUGGAGAGUGUAUUGAGGGACGGAGAGGGCCUGGCUGCUGUGGAGGAUGUGUGCAUGUCCAUUGUGGGAGGUAAAUGGAACAAGCGAGGUUAGGCUCAGAUAUAGAUGGUUUUGCAUGACUGGAUUAGGAAUUUGGACUUAAUUCACAGGCACUGUAAAUUCCUGAAUGAGCAGUGGAGUGCUGAAGGAACAAUUGAGGGAGGAAGGAGAUUUGAAUUGAGAGGCUAAUUGGAUAGUUAUGUGUGUGGGAGGUAAGCUAGGUAUUUAGGAAUUGUGGCCCAACCUAGGUGAGUGAGAGGUGUGAGGAGGAUAAAUCAGGGACAGGAGAAACGUGAUAGGAUUUAAUGGUUAAUAUUUACAGGUGUUGGUGUAGAAGAAAGAAUUAAAGAUUCCUACAAGGUUUUGUAUUUGGGUAACUUGUUGAAAUAAACAUGUAACUCUUCUGGGCCUUUUAAAAUAGAAGUUUCAGGCUUUUAAAGUUCGUUUGCUUUUGCAUAAUAAUUAAAUAUUUAAAUACCUUAGAGUAAGGCCUCCUUUCCUUUAAUAGCAUCUGUUUGAGAGUAGUGAGAAAGACUUGUAGACUCUUGUAGAUCCCAGUUCUCCCCUUUUAUAUGGGCUUACAUUGAGCAGCUGGAAAUAGAGGUGGGAGGGGGGCCUACUUUAAAAUAUCAUUGCUGUCUCUCAAGAGUUAACUUUAUUUCUGCAGAGGAAAAAUACCUUAUUAGGAGUGAUGGCCAUGCCCAAAGAAAUAAAUCUCAGAAUAUUAGAGAUAGAAGACAUUUGGAAGCUAACCAUAUAAAAGAUUUGAAAGAAAGCAAAACAGAGUUUAAGCUUAUGAUUGAUUGUGUUUUGGAGACUUUCCAGUACCAUCAUGUAUCUAUAGAUUAAUGACUACAUUGGUCGAGAGAAUUUCUAAAUGGCUGAGUCUUGAUUUAAGUUUGAAUUGAGUGCCUUUGGGAGACUUUAAUUCAUUUUUGUCCAACCACUCACUGAAAGCAUUUGCUUAGAGCAUUCAGAGAUGGAAUAGAGGGAAUUUAUGUUAACCAAAUAUAAUUAUUUCUUCUUUUACAUCGCUUUCAUUUGAUUAAUGGGGCAAGAUUACUUUUCUAGUUGAAAGAAGAUGUAAAUAAGUAUGAAAUUAUUUUGUUGCAGAAUAUGGCUCAAGCCUGGAAGAUGACGUGGUGGGGGACACUUCAGGGUACUACCAGCGGAUGUUGGUGGUUCUCCUUCAG
This is a messenger RNA of Homo sapiens (human), 2941 nucleotides long. It is a transcript of the gene ANXA5, whose product is annotated as annexin A5. Gene Ontology annotation, molecular function: calcium ion binding; phosphatidylserine binding; calcium-dependent phospholipid binding. Gene Ontology annotation, biological process: negative regulation of coagulation. Gene Ontology annotation, cellular component: external side of plasma membrane; endothelial microparticle. The transcript has 7 exons. NCBI's taxonomy places the organism in Eukaryota, Metazoa, Chordata, Mammalia, Primates, Hominidae. Bases 154 to 600 code for a protein of 148 amino acids. The record is from RefSeq and is a predicted model, not a curated record.